CCUCUCUUCCCUUCCUUCCCUCCAGGAGAAAACAAAGGAAACCCCCUAACUCCAAAUUUCCCAUUUCAAAGAAAGCAAAAACUACCGCAUCCCCGCCGGCACCGCACCCGAUUUCUCACCCCCUUCCAAUUCCAAACCAUGCCCAACAUUCCGAGAGUUGGAACAACCUCGUCGCAAGCUUGCGCAGCGUGUAAAUACCAACGCAGGAAGUGCACUCCUGACUGCAUUCUCGCCCCUUAUUUUCCUCCCCACCGCCAACGGCAGUUCCUCAACGCCCAUAAAUUGUUUGGCGUCAGCAACAUCACCAAGAUCAUCAAGAACCUCAACCUUCCCGACAAGGAAACCGCCAUGCGCACCAUCAUGUUCCAAUCCGACGCCCGCGCCAACGACCCUGUUGGCGGUUGCUACGGCAUCAUCUGCGAGCUCCACCGUCAGAUUGAAUGCAGCAAAGCUGAGCUCGAGUUGGUUCUUCAUCAGCUCGCCAUUUACCGCGCCUACGCUGCUCGACAACCGCCUCAUGAUGUCAAAGUUGAGGAAACUGCAGUUUCUGAUUCUGCCAUUGGUUCAAAGGAGGUUGUGGAUCUUGACACUUUCUACAACUUCUACGAACUUGUUCAAGAACAGAGUACUCACGUUCAAGAACAGAGUACUCAUGUUCAAGAAGAUCAUGUUGAUACUUGGAGCGGAGAAGAUUGUUCAAAAACUUCGACGUCAUUCCAUGUUAAGCAAAUAAGCUUCGGGGAUGAAUGCGAUGAUGUGAAAUUGGUUCUUGAGAUGAAUAAGUUUGAGGCUGAAGAUAUAGUGGAACAGAGGUUUGUGCCAUCGGCAGAGUUGCUCUUAUCAUCAUAACUAGAUUUAAUUAAUAGAUUUCCAUAUAUUCAUUAAUCUUUUGAGUUUGAAUUUGUUUAAGCCACCAGAAUUAAGUCAAUUCAUGAACUCUGUCUGCAAUUUUGAAUAUUUUUGGAUUAUGAAAGAUCUUUUUGAAUUAUACAACAAAUUUUAUCCAUUUGU
Messenger RNA from Rubroshorea leprosula, 1011 nucleotides. Lineage: Eukaryota; Viridiplantae; Streptophyta; Magnoliopsida; Malvales; Dipterocarpaceae. The record is from the annotation of a GenBank genome assembly.